Molecule: messenger RNA, 2140 nt
Organism: Durusdinium trenchii
Lineage: Eukaryota; Dinophyceae; Suessiales; Symbiodiniaceae
Source: the annotation of a GenBank genome assembly
GUUACAUCUUGUGCCGUUGCAAAGCUGCCGUGCCACCAAACAUGGUGCCUCCGUUUGUUUCCUUCGAUGCGACUGAGGAUGCCAUGGAGGACUCUGGACCUGGCAUGGCCACACCCGAACACUGGAGCGACGUGGGGCCCUUGCGUGGGCGCUUGGGAGUGGUGGAGCAGCAGCUCCAAGCAGUUCAGGGGCAAGUCUCUGCUCUGGGCUCUCAGAUGGCGGUGAUGGGUCAGAGCCUACGACAGGUGGAGAUCCAGCUGAUGCUGCAGCGUCAGCAGCAUGAGGAUCUCAUGAAGCUGUUGGUGAGCCAAGCUACAUCAGGCGCCAAGAAAGCCCGCCCUGGCCCACGCGAACGGCAGCGCUUACGCGAGGCAAAUCAAUCAGUGGUCCACACGCCGGAGAUGUUUACAGCCUCAGAGCCGGACGCCCCAAGCACCUGCCCCGCUCACCCAGAGUCGGAGCCAGUGGAGCCGCUGGAGCCGCUGGAGCCGGUGCCCGAACAGGUGCCAGAGCCGGUGGCACCCGUCGCUGUGCCGGCCGUGCGUCCCAUCUCGUCCUCCCCAGACCACGGCGAGAUGGCCAAACCGGUAGCUGGUGGAGCGCGUUCUGCCCAUCGGAGGAUGUCCUGGUGCUUUGUUACACUGAUGUGGCUUCUGUACCUGAUUCGGGAUGUCCAGUGGCCUGAGCAAUCUUUGACUGAUAUCACUGAAGAGGCCUUUGAUCCAGAGUUGAAUGCAGAGUUGACUUCGAACCCCUGGGAAGCGAGGACGGAAGAUGCGCGGAGGCGGGCGACACUCGAGUCGGCGGCCGGGAGGCUUCGGGAGCUGGGGCACUUGCGGCUGUCAGUGUCCGACUGCGUGGGUGCCGUGAAUCUGUUUGCACAGGCCGAACAUCUGGCAAACCGUUCCUUGGGCUUGGAGGAGUCCCGGGCCUUGCGUCAGGACCACGGCUUCGCCUUAGCCUGCGCCCUGCGCUUCCGCGAGGCGGUCGAUGUGCUCCAGGAAGAUGCCAUGGAGCUGCCAGUGCAUUUGCUGAAUGCGUUGGGCUUCGCCCACUUCCAUCUCACCGAAGUAGUGGAGGCAGCAUACUACUGGCAGCAAGCAUUGCAACUUGCACCGGAGAACCCGGUGCUGUGGAACAACUUGGGUGCAGCUCAAGUGCUUUUGGGCCGCCCUGCUGAGGCGGCGCUGAUGACGGCGCAGGAACUGGCGCAGCAGUUGAGCACGGGGACGACGUACUAUCUGCAGCUCAUUUCGAGCAACCUGCACACCCAACGCAGCCAUCGUGGUGGUUUGAGGGUUGAGAUCUACAACUGCGUGGCCUCAGACAUUUCCGCCAUGAUCUCCGGCACCCCAGCAGUGAAGCUGCAGCAGCAGUACAAGCACCUUGAGAUGGACGGUGCUUUAGGUGUGGAUGCGUCCUCCGUGGGAGAGACCCUACAAGCUGUUCUCUCAACCCAGGGCGAGCACCUCCUGUGCCCUUGAUUGCCCUGGACCAGAACAGGUCUUGCAAUCUCUGUACAGUGCAAUCUUGUGUUCCUGGGGGGAAGAUGAGGCUGUGCAGUCAGGUUUCAACCGAAAUUCCCCCGGAGCAUGCUUUCCCUUCAAGGGCAAUUUGAGAUGCAUGGCACAGAGUCGGUGUCUUAGGGCUUAAGGUAUUCGUACUUUGUCAUCCAUGUUCAAUGUUGUUGAGUAAGCUCAUUGGAGCAUGUUUGUGCAAUAUAUUAUAUAUAUAUAUUUAUAUCACUCACUCUUUCCGGCAGGGCCUUCUGAGCUUGUUUGAAGCUGUUUGAAGAAUUUUUUCACAAGGCCACUCAUCCAAGGACUGCACCCCAUGCACAUCAAAAGCAAAAGAUCACCUGCAGGCAUGUUUGUCCUUUGCUCACAAACAUCGCAGGGUAGAAGCUGAACAUCUGGCUGGGCGCGAUGCGUUGACUCUGAUUUGAGUGUCUCAUGGAGCCCGAGCUUCUGUGUGCUGAAUCGGUGGGUCCUGGUGGAACGAGUGACUACAACUGUCACUUGUGUUGAACCAACCCAACACCGUGUGUGACGAGAGGCUGCAGAGAAAAGGGGCGGAAAACUCAGGAAACGGCAACGCUUAAAAGCGCUGCGGGCUAUGUGAAGAGCACCCUCAUUAAACA